UUGAACUUCACGCUCUUUUCGUUUCGUCUGUUGCCAGUCUACUUUAUUUGCAACGCGAACGAUGUUGAGUUGCGAAGUGCGAUUUCAUAUUUGUUGAUGGUUUCUUCUUUGAGAUAUCAACGUACGAUUUGCUGUAAUGGAUAACACCCCAUAUGGCACAGUACAUUUAGUAACGGAUUGGUGAUUUCUCAGUCAACAAAAUUCGACAGCCACAUUUACAAGGUCGUCAUUUCAAACAGUGACAUCAUGAGCAAGAAGAAGAGCAGAAGCCACGCCUUGCAGAGUCUGCUGCCAGACUCCUUGGAGACCAGGGAGAUCUUCUUCACCAACUUGUUGCUUCUGGGCUUUGAGCCGGCAGAGGCAGAGAGGAGGCACACCAUUCCAUUCAACAGGGACAUGUUUGCUCUUCCUAACAAGAAAGCAUUUGAAGUUGUCAUGCAUUUCUUGUUUGAGCGACUGAAUCCACCCAUGGCGCACGACAAGUUCAGGGAUUGCUGGCCUAUCUGCGACAAGAAGCACGAGCAAGCUUUCAGGAAGACGAUAAGCAACCAGCUCUCAGAGAUAGCAGCUGAGGAUCCGUUGGCUAACCUGCCUCGGAUUGUACCCUCUCUGUUCAUGUCGCCCGGCGGUGACAGGUUCUACUCCCUCCUGCUGCACUUCUCCCAGUACGUCCUGAUGAAAGUCCUCAAGCAAGAGAACGGCAAGAAGGAGAGGGAGAUACUGCAGAGGCCCAGGCUGCUACCAGCCGUGUCGCACCUUAGCCAUAUCAUGCUCAAGACCAUCCAGGUUGCCACCAUCAGACAUCGCCGGCGGUUCCUGGACAGAGCUCAGCGCACGGUGCUACUGCACCGGGAAUGGAAGCAGUUUGCCAAUGAACUGGUGAAGGAACACCGGAACCUGACCAAGCAGCUGCGUGACCUGGAGCACGACAUCCGCGACUGCCAGGCAGCCUCCUACGACCAGGCUCAGGCCAGGGGGAGCCCCGUGACAAGGAGGCGGCGAUCGGGCGGCAUGACGGCCGGGGAGCGCCAGGUGCAAGCCGUGAAACGCACUCAGAAAAUACAAAAGGUGCGUGAACUGUGGAAGGCUGUGGAUGCAUUCUACGUUGCCCAGUCUGCGGAGCGGGACGUGGUUACGUCCGUCUUACGAGAAGUGGAGAACAAGUACCGACUGGACGCUGGGGAGAUCAACGUGCAGGUCCCCGAGAUGCUGCUACGAGAGUGCCAACAGGAGCUGCAAAGGCGUAAUGUUGGCAACACCUACGAGGGCGGCAAACUGAAUCUUCUCCCCCUAAUCCAGCUGUGGAACAUGUCUCUUCACCUCUACUUAGAGACCAUUCAUCAAGCACCAAUGCCGAGAUUUGAAGACCUGUCACCUGAUUUAGUGACCCAGGUUCACACCCAUCAUGCACACCUUUCUAACACGCAGGCCAUGAGGUCCACCCUGACUAACAAACUCCUGCCAGAUCUGAAAGCAUCGGUGGAUCACCUCCACAAACAGAUCCAGGGGGGCAAAACGCCCAGCAGGAAAGACGCACGCAGGUCAUUCCAGCACAGUUCACUUGGUCUGGCUCUGCUGCCCCCAACGCCACCAGUCUCUUUCGAGCCAGCUUCAGGAUCGCAGACUGAAACUCCCAUCAAGCUGUCAGCAGGAGGCACACUGAAGAACAACACGUCAACUGAUACCCCAGAGGCCGUGUCCAUGCUGAGUGAUACGAUCAACAAGGCGGCCCUGAAGCGUGCGGGUCUGGUACAGGGAACGCCCACCAGCACACUAGGGGAACUCAGGAGGCAAACCCAGGGAACGUCUAAGCUGCCCCUCCCAACGGGAACAGUCAUCCCUGAGAGCAUGCAGAAUCGCAAGAGGGUGAAAUCAGCGCCCUCCAAAGUGGCCCCAUCGGCCACUCCCUCCACCCAGACCCACCCCUGGCACCCAAACCUCUCAGGGACGCCUCACCAAGGAGCACGGGCACCCAGCAGCACCCAGAGGAGGAGGGGGGUGAACGGGGACCUGGCCAAGGUGCCCAAGACUCAGCCCAGGAAGGGUGCCGGGAGCAGGCUGGGCAGGGAAUCCAAGGAAGGAAAGAAGGAGCUCAAGACAGUGGAGAAACUCAGCAUGCAUAAGGCAUCAUCCAAACUGAAAAAAUCUGCUGCAAAGGUCGCAGCACCAUCGUCCGUUCAGAGAACACCUGCAGGUGCACCCAAGCCGGCUGCUGCGUCCAGUGCCAUGAGGUCCAAAACUGCACCCCGGGCUCAUCAGAUACUGGCGGAGGAGAUUGCUGAUGCUGUGACAUCAGGAGGGAAGAUCACACCUGACUUCCUGGAAUUGUUGAGGACGCAGUCCCGCGAGAAUUCCCCACUGGACGCAGCUCUUGACAACCCGUUGGCAGGAUUAGAUCAAGAUGCCUUUGUUAGCAAGGACAAGCUGAAGAGAACACCAGUCUCCGAAGCCAGUAGUCUUAGCACCUCACAGAUGACAUACACCCCUCAUCAGACCAUGCCAACAAGAACUCUAUUUGAUUCAGACUCCAGUCCUAAAGAACCUUCUGUCCUGAAUGAGGUAUCUCCAGUUGACGAUGAUAGUCUGUUGUCACACGAGUUGGCGGAUGGCACUCCAUUGCGAGAGAGCCAGGACCUGACAUCCAGCGUAGCUGUGGGGAACCUCCUUGACUUAGAGGAGCCAGAACAUCUAGAAGGCACUGUCCCUCCUGCAAGGAAUCUCCUGAGUGGCAUUGAUGAUGCUGAGGCAUCCCCAGGGGCUAGGUUGAGCUACCAGGAGCUGGCUGCCAUGGGAGAUGACUCCUCUUUGCCUGAGACCAGGCCAGAGUUCUCAGAGGACCUGGAGCAGACACUGGCCGAAAUCUUCCAGACCAGAACUCCGCAGCUGUCCAUCAGAUCCAAAACCAGGAUCGCCGCUCGCAAGCAUGGGGCCUCACUCUUCAGUUGGAAGGAGGAAUAUGAAACAAAGACAUCCGUACCUGGAACUCCAUCACUAGCCAGCAGGAAAGCAGGCCCUGCAGAAGGUCUGACCCCAGACCUGAACUUGUUAAGGCAAGACAGGAUAAGAAGGCAAACUGAAAGUACUAGAUCCCACCCAGAGCAAGAGCCUGUACAUGUUUCACAGCAGGGCAGAAGUCAAGCUGAUGUCAGCAUAAGCAAAGUGCGGCAAGUCAGUGGUGGGUCACAGAAGAGUGUUACGUUCUGCGAUCGGGUCGAUGAGCACAGCUUCCUGGACCAAAGCCUGGCCAGUCUCGACCAGUCAAAUGCUGACACCACAUCGAGACAGGAAUACAGUCUGCAGGGAAGCCCUAGUGACAAGCCAGGAAGUGAUGAGUCCGCUCAGGAACCACCAGGCAGUGCACCAAGGAGCAAGACUCCAGAAACUCCAGGACAUGAUGCUAGCACUUUCCUGAGCGACGUCUACUUGGCACACUCACCUCCGCCAGCUAACAGGCCCAGUGAGGCACUCUUCAUGAGCCCCCUGGAAGGCCAGCUGCUGUCAGACUCUGACUUGGGCCCAGACCUGUCCAUGAACCUCUCCACUGCCAUUGAUGACCUGCUAGUGCCCAUCUCCCCUGAUGUCACACCAUCCAGGACCCCCAAACUGACGUCUCGUCAGUUAUCAGCUAAUUCAACACAGCCUUCUGCAAGGGAGAAGACUCCACCAUCCUCACACAUAUCCGAACAUCCUUCCUUUGUUGAGUCGGUGCCACAUCUUGUGGACGACAUCAUUGGCCUAAAAUCUGGGACUUCUCUCAUAGAAGAUUUCUCCAAGUUGCACCUGUCUAGAACAGCACCUGUGACCCCAAACCAUAAAUCUGUGGAAACGCCUAUGAACUUUGAUCUGUUAGACGAGGAUGACUCCAUCCUACUGCCGACCUCCCCAGCUCUGAGGCAGGGAGUCCUGGUGGACGUCUCUUCACCGUCGCCCUGAAUGCAGCACUUGGCAGCUAAGAGAGACCAGCACAACCAAAGAGGUUUCUGGCAUGUGAGCCGUAUUGCAAAUUGAGACUUUGACUGUGAUGCAACUCUGAAGACUUGGGUGUGUGAAGCAAACGGUUUCGUUCCAGCAACGACACUGUGAGGGCUGUUCUCUAUGCAACAUACACCAUUCUCUGUUAUCAUCACUUGACAGAAAUAGGGACUACCUGUGAAACAGUUGGCCUACUGUAGGAUACAGAUAUUGAGUGCUUCAUAUCAGAGUGGAAAGGGAGAAUCAUUAUCACAAGGUGAAAUCUGGACGUCGAGGUGAAGCCGACUGAAAUGAAAAGUCCGGAUUUUAAUUUGUGAUAAUAUACCUCCCAUGUCACAGUUUACAGCCACUCGCUAUUUGGUUGAUACAACUGACCUUCAGAUCCACGUCUGCUGCAUUGACUAAGUCCAAUAUGUCCAAAACUGACACGAAAAUUGGCGCAUCUGUUAACGUCAACUCCAUGACUGUAUGCUUUUGUCACCAAGCAGCACAAAUCAGGUCACAACCACCUCCCCAGGUUUUGGUCAACAACGCUCUGCUGCUCAAAUUAGUGACAGUAAACUAUUCAACAAACAUAGUAACAAUGACUUUCCUAAGUGUUGAAUAGUAAAUCCCAUUCAAAAUGGGAAGACAAGACUUUUUGAGCCCUGGUCUGAAUGGCAGCAAUGCUGAAGGUCACAUGAUGUGAGGUCCACCAAUCAAAUGACAAGGAUCUCAGUGUCAGUUAUGGAUUCAAUUCUUUUAAUGUAUAGCUGUACUAUCAGGUGCUUCAAAUUAGUGCAGGGGACAUCUGACAAGUGGAAACACAUCCUUUCAAAGUGUAUACAUUGCAUGUAAAACAUUUAAAAUGUCUGGAAUAGACUCUCUGAACUGCAGAGGGUACCUAUGCUUUUAGUCAUAAGGCCAUCAUGCCCGUCGUGUUGUUGCACAAUUGCAGUUUAUGUUUCGCUGCUGAGCUGGAUAAAAAUGCACGGCAAACAGCAAACAUUUGCACAGAUGUAGAGUGAGUGAGAGGCUGUCUUUACCAGUGGGUGAUCUCCAAAGCACACUUUUUCUACCCGUUGGAGAUAAUUCACAGCACUGUGCACCCAACGCCUGGUGCCCAUGCAGAGACAGUACAUUCCAACAGAAAUUGGUCCCAGAUGACCCAUGCCAAAUGUUCACACAUGUAAACCUGCGCACGCAUGCUGUGCCUCCCCACACACACUUACCUUACCUACAGGGGUACCUGUACCUUGCCUGGACAUUCCUUUGUUUUUGUGUAAUGAAUAAAACUUUUUGAAAGUGCUCAUUUUUCUGGCAACAAAAACUAUCUUUUGAGCUAGAGGUUGUUGGUCAUUUCCUUGAUUGUUCUUUUCUUUUCAACACAGCUACUACAAAAGUGCCCACAGCCUCUGAAACUGUUUUCCCAGAGAUGGGAUGUAAACCUUGUGUGGACCUGGCUUAAACGUCCACACAAGGUUUGCACAGCUGGCAUGAUGGGGACCUCUUUUGUUGACGGGUCCACACUAGGUACAUGUAUGAUAAGGUUUGCAUACUCAAACAGCACAUUUGCUAUGUAAAAACAUGCCAUCUCUCUUUUAGGCCUAGUUCCCUCCAGGGUUGAGUUUUUACCCUUAAAAAGUAGUGGACCAUGUUAAAGAUUGUAAGAUUCAGGCUAAUGUGAAAGGGUGGCCGAAAUCAUGGAGAUUGAAGUGGUCCCCAAGUAGCGCAGUUUGACUCACAUGUCAACGAUACCCAGAUUCUUGAUGAAACCAGUUGCUGUGCCCACUACUUGAUUUCUGCCCAAUCAUUCUGGGAUGAAAUGAUUGUCAACCUAAGAAGUUAAGGGCCAUCCAUGAAGUACGUACGCACUGCGUACAGAGUGGUUCAAGCCAGUGCGUACCGUACGCAAAACGAAAAUCUGCCUUUAAUGAAUCUUCAUCUUAUCAAUGCACUUUCUCAUACAAAUAAAUACCAGAAUCAGCUUUUGUGCAUCUAAAAACCAGUCAACCACAGUAAAAGUCGACAACUGAUGACUUUUUUAUAAUUAUUACUCUGAUGCGUACCGUAUGUGUAGGGGGGGUUGGAACCACUGUGUACACCAUAUGUAUGGGGAGGGGGCAUUUCGUGCGUACGCGCUUUAUGGAUGGCCCCUUACUGGGAGGACUCCUCCCAGUAAAUAAGUAGCAUUAAUGCUGAAAUAUUGUAGGCAUUUAAUAAGUGACUUAGUCAUGAGUGCUGUAUGCCUUUGAUUUGUUGAUUGUACAUUGCACUGGAAACAUUUGCACUUCAUGUUAGAAAAUAAAUCUUUCCAAAAUGAAAGUUCUUAAUGUUAUAAUGUAAAUUUUUGGUAGAAAUUUUGCUGCAAGGGAAAGAGAAAUGCCAGUGGGUAUUUGUGCCUAGUACAGUUCAGUCGCUAUAUUUUAUUUAAUCAGUCUCGGCACCAUUAAUGAACUGAAUGUAGAAGUAAGCAAUAAAGAUUGUGAGUGAUUUUUAAA
This is a messenger RNA of Acanthaster planci (crown-of-thorns starfish), 6452 nucleotides long. RefSeq lists its product as uncharacterized. Gene Ontology annotation, molecular function: microtubule binding. NCBI's taxonomy places the organism in Eukaryota, Metazoa, Echinodermata, Asteroidea, Valvatida, Acanthasteridae. The record is from RefSeq and is a predicted model, not a curated record. Gene Ontology annotation, biological process: spindle assembly. Gene Ontology annotation, cellular component: mitotic spindle microtubule; HAUS complex.